AUGUAUUUGAGGUUUCACGUAUACAAUCAUAUAACCAGUCACGAUCUGGCAUGCACACACAUUUCGGUUCCAGAACGAGCACAAGCAGAUACCUCCAUGGCGAUCUGGGCUGAGCUGAGCUUCAACCGCCGCACUUGUACCUAUGUCACAGAAAGCCAAGUUGUCGGUCGUCGCACACUCACCACAUCUCCCAGUUGCCUUCAAUUGACAACACUCACCGUAAAGAUGGCAACCCGACGAUCUGCCCGGUUGAGUGCUCUGGCCGUAGCUCAGCUCAACGACGCGGCUGCUCCCAUACUUCCUCCUCCGGCACCUGCUCCCAAGUCCCGGAAGAGGAAGGCCAGCGUCGAGGACGAGGGCGCGCCAACCACAGAAGAACCACAGCUACCUUCAACUCCCCAGAAACGGAAAGUCUCAAAGAAGGCAGCACCACCACCCGCAACUCCAACACCAGCCGCCGCAGCUCUGCUCUCCUCCCUGGCUGUUCAGAAACCCAAGCCCGCCGCCAUCUCCCGCCUAGCCGACCCAAACAAGACCAACGCCCCUUUACUCUCCCCUCAAACCUCACGCGUGGUCUCUUCCAGCCCAAUCAAACCCAGAGAUAUCCAAGAUAGCCUCUCCCCAUCCAAGCCCAAGGCCCCUGGCGUGGCAACAAAAGACUCCGAGAGCACCACAACAGAAAACAUCCUCGAAAAAGCCUGCGCCCACCUCAUCGCCAUCGACCCACGCAUGAAACCUCUCAUCGACAAGCACCCCUGCCGCGUCUUCAGUCCCGAGGGACUAGCAGAGCAAAUCGACCCGUUUGAAAGUCUCGUGAGCAGUAUCAUUUCCCAACAGGUAAGCGGCGCGGCAGCCAAGUCGAUCAAAGCCAAAUUCGUCGCUCUAUUCGAAGAAGAAGACGACCCCCCUUCAGAUCAGAAAGAAGACAAGGAGAAGAAGACCCAAGAGAACGACCCAACGCCAACAAAACGCCGCUUCCCCACCCCGGCCCACGUCCUAGCCAAGGACCUCCCCACCCUCCGCACCGCCGGCCUCUCCCAGCGCAAAGCCGAGUACAUCCACGGCCUCGCCGCCAAAUUUGCGUCGGGCGAGUUAUCCGCCUCGCUCCUCGCCUCGGCGCCCUACGAGGAGCUCGUCGCCAAACUCGUUGCCGUUCGCGGACUGGGGCUCUGGACCGUCGAGAUGUUUGCUUGUUUUGCGCUCAAGAGGAUGGAUGUCUUUUCGCUGGGCGACUUGGGCGUACAGAGGGGGAUGGCGGCGUUUGUGGGGCGGGAUGUAAAGAAGCUCAAGAAUGGGGGCAACGGAAACGGAAAGGAUAAGAAGUGGAAGUAUAUGAGUGAGGCGGAGAUGAGAGAGAUAAGUGAGCGGUUUAGGCCGUAUAGGAGUUUGUUUAUGUGGUAUAUGUGGAGAGUGGAGGAGACGGAUGUUAGUAGUAUGGAGUAAGGUGGUUGGGGUCUUGGGGGACUUUCGCUCUGUCCUUGAGGGCCGGCGAGGCGUUGCUGGUACCGUUACCUCUAGUAACCGAUGAGACAUGAUAUGUUGACAACUUAACCCCAGGGCAUGAACUAUCAUGGUGUAGACCAGUUCAGAGUCUACAAAGUUACGGACCUCGAUCUGAUAUGACUUACAAAGGAACUCUACCCUAAACUAUACAACCAAUCACUCCCCACCCCUUCGUCAAAAACACCGAUAGAUAACAUGUGAAUAAACGCUACCUCCUCUCCUCCCC
Messenger RNA from Neurospora tetrasperma FGSC 2508, 1729 nucleotides. RefSeq lists its product as uncharacterized. The transcript has 2 exons. Gene Ontology annotation, biological process: base-excision repair; DNA alkylation repair; base-excision repair, AP site formation. Gene Ontology annotation, cellular component: nucleus; protein-DNA complex. Bases 1 to 1443 code for a protein of 480 amino acids. Lineage: Eukaryota; Fungi; Ascomycota; Sordariomycetes; Sordariales; Sordariaceae. The record is from RefSeq and is a predicted model, not a curated record. Gene Ontology annotation, molecular function: DNA-7-methylguanine glycosylase activity; alkylated DNA binding; DNA-3-methyladenine glycosylase activity.